ACGAAAGGUGGCAGCAAAAGCAGUCUAUAUGGCACAUGCCACACUUCAAGCAAGCGAAGCAAAGAGCACGAACGGUCCUGAUCUUCGCUGUUUACACGUGUUCCGAGAACGAUAUGACUCCAUUACCAGUUGCACCGACUGAUCAAUGGAUGCAUCGUCAAAUCGGAGUGGAACCCUUCACACAUCUUCUCCCAAUAACUAUAGAGAUUUAUGCAGGAAAACCAUGAUGCUUGGAGUGGCCGAGACCGCCAAACCAAACCGCAAACGCCAGUGGAAAAGUAAAUCCGCCAGCUUGAAGAGGAAGAGAACCGAAUUUCACCCAGAAAGCCUUGAAAUUAACACCAUGGUCAAAAAAAGCCCAGCCUGUUUCCCGAGCACCCUCAGCUUGGGCGCUACAAGGGCUGACGAGGCCGAGAGCGGGCAGGAGUUCCGCGGGUCCCAGGCCUCGACCUCAUCCCUUCACCACAAAGUAGCCCAGCGCCCGGGGGCGGGCCCGGCUCUCGGCGAGCGCUGGGAGUCGGACAGCGGCUUCUCGUCCGAGGCCAGUCCCCCGGUGAGCGGGCGCAGCUCCCCGUCGCUCUGCCCGUCCCCAGCGCUGCUGGUGUCCCUGGACUGCGAGAUGGUCGGCACGGGGCCCCGGGGACGCUGCAGCGAGUUGGCCCGUUGCAGCAUCCUGGACUACAGCGGUAGCGUGCUCUACGACAAAUACAUCAGCCCCUGUCAGCCCGUCACCGACUACCGGACGCGCUGGAGCGGCAUCCAGAGGCACCACCUCCUGAAGGCCGUACCCUUUGCCGAGGCCCGGGAAGAGAUUCUCUGCAUGCUGGAGGGCAAGGUGAUCGUGGGACACUCCAUCUACAACGACUUCAAGGCCUUGGACAUGUGCCAUCCGUGUCACAUGGUCCGUGAUGUGGGCAGCAGUCGCCACGUCAGGAAGCUGGCGGGCUUCCCCCACAACCGCUGCCUCUCACUGAAGAUCCUGGCCAGCAAGCUCCUGGACCGGAGCAUCCAGAGUGGGAGGAAAGGCCACUGCUCGGUAGAAGAUGCCCUGGCAGCUCUGCACAUCUACAAGCUGGUGGAGAAUGAGAUGGAGAGCGAGCUGUGGAGCAAAACCAGUAAGAGCGAGGAGUUGCCACAACCAGGACCAGUCUCCAUUGACCACUACAUGCAAGACCAGUACUGGCCAGAGCACCUUACUGACGACGGCCAAUGAGGAACGCGCUAGUGACUAAGGUGUCGUGGGAUCAUGCUGUAAGUUAUGGAUUUGGCAGGUUCUCAUCUAGCUGGGGAGUAGAGAAAGAUUUAACAGUAAAUCGAAUAUAUUUGGAGACAACAUUUCCCUGAUAUGUUGUUUAAUCUAAGUGCUGUAUCUAAGAGCAGAUGCAGCACACGCAUAUUCCGACAAAUAUUUCAAAGGGACCCUAUUAUACCUUGAGUGUUUGUGAUUAGCCAUUACCAGCUGCUGAAAGUCUGCCCCUUUUCUGUGCCU
Messenger RNA from Gadus chalcogrammus (walleye pollock), 1489 nucleotides. RefSeq names its product interferon stimulated exonuclease gene (gene isg20). Gene Ontology annotation, molecular function: nucleic acid binding; exonuclease activity. The record is from RefSeq and is a predicted model, not a curated record. Lineage: Eukaryota; Metazoa; Chordata; Actinopteri; Gadiformes; Gadidae. The transcript is spliced from 4 exons. The coding region runs from base 146 to 1213 and encodes 355 amino acids. Gene Ontology annotation, cellular component: nucleus.